AGCAAUAAACUACGAUAAAAUGAAUAAUCGCGCGGAAAACGCGUGGCAAAGUAUUUUUAAAUCGUAUUAUAUACUCGAAAAUAUAUUUAAAUAUUUAGAUUUAAAAGAACAAAUAAAAUUAGCGACAGUGUGUAUGCGUUUUGCAUACGUUUUAGCCGAAUUUCUGUGGCCUAAAACUUGGGCCAAAAUAAAUCUAUAUAAAACGCCUGAUGUUAGUAUAAUCAACAAAAUUGAUAAUGACAAUGAUACGGAAAUGGAUGAAAUGAUAAGCAGCAAAAUUGCCUUAAAACACAAAGAAUGUAAUAUAUUUCUAUUAAUAAACGCCAGAAAUGUAAAAGCGCUAAAAGUGAAAUCGGAAUAUUUUUAUGAUCGCAUUGAUCGGGCAAUUUCUUUUAGAAAUAUAGAAAAAUUUAGAAAUUUAAGAAAACUCACCUAUCAACGUCUCAUUUUAGAUGAUGACCAACUGAAAGUUUUGUGUGUAAAUUGUAAAAAAUUACAGAGAUUACAUUUACUAGACUGUUAUAAUAAAAACUUGAAGACACUUAUUCCUGGCAAGGAUUUAAAUUUGAAUUAUAUUUUCGAAAUGAAACAAUUGGAGGAAAUUAUGAUAUACACAACGGAUCCAGCUAAUCAGGCAGUAUUAAAAUCUUCUCAUCUACCAGAUAUGUUUGUCAAUUUAAAGCUGAAGAAAUUGAUUUUGAAAAAUUUUGUCAUUAAUUAUAAUUAUACUGAAACCGUGAAAAGUACAUGCACUACGUUGGAAGUUCUUAAUAUGGGCAUUAUAUCUAAAGAAAUCUGGCCCAGUUUUAUGUAUUAUUUGUAUCAUUUUGAAAAUCUCAAAGAGCUUUUUAUCAAUGUUAGCAACUGCAAUACUUGCUUUGAUAUUCAAAUCGUUGAUAUUUUGGCGGCCAACUGCAGAAAAAUUGAAAAAUUGUCACUAGAAAAUUGUGAUUUGGAUGUUGAGGAUUUUAGUGUUCUAAUAAGUCUUAAACAUUUAUCAUUGACUUCUUGUGGUGGUUUAACAUAUAGAAAUUUUCAACAAAUAUUACAAGAUUUACAGUUAAAAUCAUUUGCCCUGAUUAAAACACGUAUUUAUGGCAGAAUGACUUCUUAUUAUGGUUCAGCUACUUUGGAGAAAAUCACUAUUGAUACCAUAUACUCUACAAAAAUAUCGGAAGCUUUUCAGAAGGCUCGUAAUAAUUUUGAAAAUUUACACACUCUAGAGUGGUUUAACGGUAGUACAAAUGGCAAUUGGCUGACUAAUAAAUGUCCCAAAUUGAAAUGUUUACACAUACCCAAUCCUUAUUCAGUGAAAAGGUUUGUUUUUACCAUGCAAUCGCUCAGAGAUUUAACAUUUACUUACAGCAAGAGUAAUAUGUUUUACUAUAUUUUUGCUUUGAUUCAUUAUAUGAAACUGGAACGUUUGUCCUUGGUGACAAACGAACUGAUAGAUGAAAGAAAAAUGUUAAGACUUUAUGCCUGCAGUAAAAAAACCACCUUGCGCCUGAUAAUUAUACCAUGUAUAAUAUUUAAAAUGUCCCAAUCAUUUUGGCUUGAUCUAAUAUAUAGCAAUGAGGAUUUACAUAUUACGAUGUAUGGCAAACAUGAGGAAUUACUGGAUGACUUUUUUCUGCGUGAAUUGAUUAGUUCUGAGAAAUUCUGUAGAAGAGUGAAGUCUUUAAAGAUUUGCGGUUUUAUAUGGGAUUUAAAAGAACAAGUGAAACUAGUUGAUAUAGCUAAACGUUUCGGUUAUGUUUUAUCUACGUUCCUGUGGCCCAAAACUUGCUCUAAAAUUAUACUAUAUAAAACUCCCUAUGUCAAUAUUAUAGCAAAUAUAUCAAAAAAGAGCAAAGAACAAGAAACGGAAAUGGAAGAGAUUAGAAAAGCCAAAGUGGCCUUAAAUCAUACAGAAUCCUUAAAAGUGAAUUCGGAAUAUUUUUAUCAUCAACGAGAAUUGGGAAUUUCUUUUAAAAAUAUAAAAAUCUUUACUAAUUUAAGAGAGCUUACCUACUAUCGCCUCAUACUGGAUGAUGAGCAAAUGCGUGUGCUGGCUAGAAAGUGCAAGAAAAUUAAGAAAUUACAUUUAAUAGAAUGUUACAAUGAGUACUUGACGCCACUGGUACCGGGGCAUUUGAAUCUGGAAUAUAUUUACGAAAUGAAAAAGUUGGAGGAAUUGGUAUUAUACGCAGAACCAGAUGCUGAGGCCGUAAUUAAAUCCUAUCAUUUACAAGACAUGUUUGUCAAUUUAAAGUUAAAGAAAUUGAUUCUGAAAAAUUUCAUUAUAGAUGAUAAUGACGCCGAUACUUUGGAAACUAUAUGCGAUACUUUGGAGGUCCUCAAUAUGGGCAUGAUAUCCAUGUGCUAUUGGCCCAGUUUUAUGCAUUAUUUAAGUCAUUUUGAAAAUCUACGUGAACUUUGUAUAAAUGUCAGUGAUUACAAUACCACCUUGAAUGCCCAAACCGUAGAUAUUCUCGCCAAAUGUAAAAAUCUGCAAAAACUUUCUCUAGAGAAAUGUGAUUUGAGUGUGGAAGAUUUUGGUGUUUUAACAAGUCUUAAACAUUUAUCCUUAGACUCCUGUGGUGGUCUAACAUUUGCCAAUUUUCAACAGAUAUUGGGUGCUUUAACUUUGAAAUCAUUUGCCAUGAUUAAUACUCGCAUUUUUGGCAAUAUAAAUCAUAUAUAUGUUUCACCUACUUUGGAAAAGAUCAGCAUUGACACCAUACGCUUUACCCAGAUAUCGGAAGCUUUUCAAAAAUCACUUAAUAAUUUUGAAAGUCUACACACCUUAGAGUGGUUAAAUGGCGACAUAAAUGAUAAUUGGAUUAUAGAUAAAUGCCCUAAAUUGAAAUAUCUACACAUACCCAAUCCGUAUUUAUUAAGACGUAUUGUUUUCACCAUGAAAUCCCUCAAAGAAUUGACCUUUACUUCGUGUACGGGUCUGUCGUGGUGUUUUAUAUUGAUUUUAAUACGCAACUUAAAACUAGAACGUUUGUGUCUGCAGACCAAUGAACUGAUAGAUGAUGACAAAGAAAUUCCUUUUAAUGCCUGCGGUAUAAAAACAACAUUGCGCAUGAUAACUAUACCAUGUAAUAUUUUUAAAAUGGCUCAGUCAUUUUGGCUUGAUCUGAUGUAUUUGAAUGUCGAUUUACAUUAUUUGAUUUAUGGCAAACAUGAAGAAUUAUUGGAUGGUAUAUUUCUGGAUGAGUUGAUUUUCUGUGAGAGGUUUUGUCGUCGCGUCAAGUGGAUAAAGAUUUGCGGUUAUAAAUUGGGUAAAGUAUAUAUUGUAUUCUAAAUUGACUUAGAAUGAUAUUCUAUUAUGCAGAAGGCAAGAACUAGAACAGAACUAGAGC
This is a messenger RNA of Lucilia sericata (common green bottle fly), 3350 nucleotides long. RefSeq lists its product as uncharacterized. Gene Ontology annotation, cellular component: SCF ubiquitin ligase complex. Lineage: Eukaryota; Metazoa; Arthropoda; Insecta; Diptera; Calliphoridae. Gene Ontology annotation, biological process: SCF-dependent proteasomal ubiquitin-dependent protein catabolic process. The record is from RefSeq and is a predicted model, not a curated record.